Branchiostoma floridae (Florida lancelet) is the source of this 2217-nucleotide messenger RNA. Its product is annotated as disks large-associated protein 4-like. Gene Ontology annotation, cellular component: postsynaptic specialization; glutamatergic synapse; nucleosome. Bases 145 to 1395 code for a protein of 416 amino acids. The record is from RefSeq and is a predicted model, not a curated record. Lineage: Eukaryota; Metazoa; Chordata; Leptocardii; Amphioxiformes; Branchiostomatidae. The transcript is spliced from 7 exons. Gene Ontology annotation, molecular function: molecular adaptor activity; DNA binding. Gene Ontology annotation, biological process: nucleosome assembly; signaling.
UGUACUUUCCAUGCGUUACUCUUAAGUUACUGAAUUUCAGAGUGGUAAUAGUUGACUACUGCCUUGAAGUUCAGAUUUUCCUGUAAUUGAGUUUGACAACAACACUUAUACGUCAUGUGCCCUGCCAAGUUGUCUUGGUUAUGAAUGAGGCAUCCCUGCCUCGUCUUGGAGACUGUGUUCAAGAUGUCGUCCAUGGCCAGACGCAAGACGCGUCGCUCUGUGUCACGGAAGCAGUCGACAGAUACUUUGGUUUCUCAGCGUCCUUUAACGCUAGAAACUGUUGAGAAUGUGAUAUUAAAGCUCAAGGACCCAAAAGGGGCGACAGUCAAUGCUAUCCUGCUACCUCUUCAGACUACAAACCCUGGUGUUCCAGUGGACGAGUUGAAGGCACUGCUGAAGGCAGUCCUUCUGGAGGGACUGGACAGCGGAAGACUGAUUCGACCGCCCGGGUCGAAAGCACGCCGUGGACUGGUCGGAAGGUUUCUGCUCAAAGCAACCGACUCAGCUGACAGUAGUCUCGAAAAUGCUGCCGAAACCUUGGUGAACACUGCAAAACGCACGGGAGUCCCGAAGAUUGACUGUGUAGGUCACAACAAUGACGUAAAAGGAGAAGUCACGAAGAAAACACAAAAGAAGAGAGGACAACGUCGUAGAAAAUCCGUUGCGAAGGCUUCCGAAGAUCAUGUUACCUCGUCGGACGGCCAUGACAUCCGUAAAACUGAAACGGACAAGGAAGACAAAAGUGAAGAACUUCAAGUUCAAGAAGAUGUCAAGUUGCGCACACGGAGAUCCAAAAAGGAUACGGUGCAAGUUCAACCGACGAGAAGUACGGCGCCAAGAGGCAAAAGUGGACGGAAGCCGGCAAAAACUGUUACAGCUGUAGAAACCGUUACUACGGAAGAUGAUGCAACAGAACAUCAAAUAGAGAGGAAAGUCAAGGAAGAAGAAAAUGGAGUCCCGGAUGAGGAGAGAGCUUCGGAGCAGGACUCUACUGGCGUCAAGGAGGACCCACCAAGCGAUUUAAACGGUACGUUUGUGUUGGAGUCGUCGAGCAGUCCAGCAGCUUACCUUCAGCGAGUGCAGCAGGAAAGAGAGCGCCUUGCGGGGCGUUGCCUGGACGUCGAGAAGUAUCUACGCUGGAAGGUCCCUUCAAAUGUGUUGGAACGUGUGAGAAGCGCCAUUGGCCAGUGCACUCUCAUUACAACCAAUAAGAAGUCAACCAUGGCGAGGUUUGAGGGACAAUGCCAGGAGGCUAUGGUGCCAGAGGGCGACAACCCCUACAGACCCACGAUGAACGACCUGGAGGCAUACUGGGACCUCGUUGAGCUGCAGGUCAAGAACAUCGACCAGUUGUUUGACCAUGUGCACGUGAUGGUAAAAAGAGAGGCCGUUUAGCUUCCCCUUUUCAUUAGUAUCUUUACAACGUUAAUGAUGUACGCAAUAAUCAUGUAGUUUUGUUGAGUAUGCUUUUGAUGUACAGUUAUACUGUGCUGUUUGAAAGAUGGUCUGUGUUAAUAGUAAUUCACAACUCCAACGAUGUACGCAAUACUUUAGUAAUCAUGUAGUCUUGGUGUUCGGAGUACGCUUUUUAUGUACAGUCAAGUUAUAGCUAGGACGGUGCUGUUUGAAAGAUGGUUUGUUUGUGUUAAUAGUACUCCACAACUCCAAUGGUGUACGCAAUAAUCAUGUAGUCUAGGUGUUGAGUAAGCUUUUCAUGUACAGUAAAGCUAUAGCUAGCCCUGUGUUGUUCGGAAAGAUGGUUUGUUUGUGUAAACUUUGAUAACGUGAACAGUAAUUUAUUUCCUUGUACAUUUGUAAGAAGAAUGGGUGGUAUAUGACAUGACCAGACAUAUACGAGGGUACCGAUGUAUCAGAGAAAGUGCUGUGAGUAAAAGUUGAACCAUGUGAUUUGCACUCCGUAAAUUACAUAUUCCGUUUGGAUAACAUUGUAAAUUUCAGACUUGGAAUGACCCCAAGGUGCAAUAUUGUUCAGUGCUAUUUCAUAGCAACCUAGAUUGAAAGUUAUUUCAGCUUUCUGACAUUAUCAUACAUAACCAACCCUACUGCCAACCUCUAUCAUACUGAUCACACCAUAUUCACUAUAGGGCCUGGUAUAAUUCUUCAUUCAAGUGUUCAUACUUUGCCAUUUUUCUCUCUACUGCUACCUGGAUGUUAAAAAAGAAAGUCAAUUUAACAACUAUUAAAGCUGGGCAAGAA